Molecule: messenger RNA, 9604 nt
Organism: Onychostruthus taczanowskii (white-rumped snowfinch)
Lineage: Eukaryota; Metazoa; Chordata; Aves; Passeriformes; Passeridae
Exons: 30
Coding region: 22-9186 (3054 amino acids)
Biological process (GO): regulation of DNA-templated transcription
Source: RefSeq, a predicted model, not a curated record
GCCCAGGUGCAGGAGUGGAACAUGGAGGCCCCUCACCUGAUGCCGCUGCAGCCGCCGCUGCUGCCGGAGCGGGCGCACGUGCGGGAGGCGCAGCUCCACUCCGCGGAGGCCUCGCUCUGGACCGUGGUGGCCACGGUGCAGGCCAUGGAGAGGAAGAUCGACCUCCUGGCCACCCGCCUGCUCAGCCUGGAGGGCCGCUCCGGCACGGCCGAGAAGAAGCUGCUGGACUGCGAGAAGACGGCCAUGGAAUUUGGGAACCAGCUGGAGAGCAAGUGGGCCGUGCUGGGCACCCUCAUCCAGGAGUACGGGCUGCUCCAGCGGCGCCUGGAGAACGUGGAGAACCUCCUGAAGAACAGGAACUUCUGGGUGCUGCGGCUGCCCCCCGGCCCCCGGGGAGAGGUCCCCAAGGUGCCGGUGACAUUUGUUGACAUCGCCGUCUACUUCUCAGCGGAGGAGUGGAAGAACCUGGAGGAGUGGCAGAAGGAGCUGUACAACAACCUGGUGAAGGAGAACUAUGAGGCUUUGCUGUCCCUGGAUGGGGCCCUCUCCAGAAGCGAGGCGCAGCCGCGCAGCGAGCGCGGGGACGGGCCCUGCGUCCCUGAGCAGCGCGAGCUGGAGCAGAGGGAGCUGCCGCCGGACGCCUGCGCGGAGUCGCUGAUCUCCACCUCCGACAUCCUGUCCCGGAUCAAGCAGGAGGUGGCCUUCGUGGGGGAGCAGCAGUUCCCGGAGGAGCGGGGCAUGCCGCCGGACCCCUGUGCGGGCGCGGACGCCCUGAUCACCGCGCACGACUUCUUGUCGUGGAUCAAGCAGGAGGAAGAGCCCUGUGUCCGGGAGCCCUGGGAGCUGCCCGAGAGGGAGAUGCUGCCCCCGGGCCCUGGUCCUGCCAGCGAGGGGCUGCUGGUGAAGACGGAGGAGCGGUGCCCCCACGCCGAGCCCCCCGAGGAGGUGGGUUUGCCGGGCAGCUCCGGGGAGCUGCUCUUCCCCGGCACGGGCUUCGGGACCCCCGAGGGACAGGCGGCGGUGCCGGCGGCGGUGGCUCUGCCGGCGCAGCACAGACUGGGCAAAGCUCCGGGCCCCGAGCCGGGCCCGGGGGCCGAUUCCGGGGGCGUCCCCGCGGCGCCGCCGGGCCCCGCCGAGGAGCGGCCGCACGGCUGCGCCGAGUGCGGGAAGAGCUUCAGCGGCAAGAAGAGCCUGCGGAUCCACCAGCGCAGCCACGCGGCCGAGCGGCCCUACCCGUGCGCCGAGUGCGGCAAGAGCUUCAAUUGCCACUCGGGGCUGGUGCGGCACCAGAUGAUCCACCGCGGCGAGCGGCCCUACAAGUGCUCCGAGUGCGGCAAGUGCUACAGCCGCAAGGAACACCUGCAGAACCACCAGCGGCUGCACACCGGGGAGCGCCCCUUCGCCUGCGCCCAGUGCGGCAAGAGCUUCAUCCGCAAGCAGAACCUGCUCAAGCACCAGCGCAUCCACACCGGGGAGCGCCCGUACCAGUGCCCCGCCUGCGGCCGCAGCUUCCGCUACAAGGAGUCGCUCAAGGAUCACCAGCGGGUCCACGGAGCCGAGGCGGGGCCGCCGCCGCUGCCGCCGCCCGGGAUCCUGCCCCCCGGGGACGUAGUAAAUCCUACUGGACUAGCGCCCUCGGGCCGAGCUGUCACUCGUGUCCCCCGCGGGCACGGCGGCGUCACCUCGGGGCGCUCCCGUGCCUCAGACCCGCGGGGACCCGCCCGGAGCGCUCCGAGCCCGCAGCGGCAGCGCCGCCCGCCCGCGUCCUCUGUCCCUUCCCGCGGGGAUCCAUCCGGGUGCCGCCCGCGUCACCGCACGCCGUCCCGCCGGGGCGGCCGCGGGCACUCCGUGUCCGUGGCGGAGCGGCUCCCGCCCGUCCCUAGCUGUUGGCGGGAGCAGCCCAGCCCGCGGCCGGGGCCGGCGGCGGCCGGGGCGUCUCCGGGAGGGGAGGCGGAGGAGGGCAGCGACUCCUCGGUCAGGGCGCCGUGCAGCGGGGAGCGGGCCGGGGGCUCCUCCUCCGCCGGAGCCUUCUCCCAGGUGGGCCCCAUCAGUACCCUGGGCAAGGCGCCCAUCUCCGGGCCCGGGCCGCCCGCCUGCUCCUCGGGAUGCGCCGAGUCGAGCCCGCGGCCCAGGGCGGGCAGGUCGGACACGCCCUCGUGCCCCCAGUCCGAGGACGGGGAGAUGGCCGACGCGUCUGGAGUGCGCAGCUCCGGUCCCGACUCGGCUGGGAGAGAAGAGAAACCUCCGGUGAGCCACAGCACUGCCCUGGCCCCAGGCUCCCCAACACGUGGAUCCCAGCGGAUCUCCAUCCUGACCCAGAGGAUCUCCAUCCUGACCCAGCGGAUCUCCAUCCUGACCCAGUGGAUCUCCAUCCUGACCGCCGGCGGGGUCGGGGCUCUGUCCCGGCAGGCGCGGCACGGCCGAGCCCUCCACGUCGGGCAGGGCCGAGGGCUGCCCGUUGGUGUCGAUGUAGAUGCUGGGGUGGCUCACGCCGGGCUGCAGGUGCAUGAAGGGCUGCUUGGACGCGCCGGGGAAGAACAGAUCUGCGGGACACAGAGGAUGCGGCCUCAGCCGGCACAACAGCCAGCUGAGAACGCCGGCGUGGCCGGACAUCGCUCAGGGAGCGCAGCCAGCGCUCCAGCCACCCUCUGCCCGCAGAACCGCCACCGCUCACCCGGGUCCAGGAUGAUCUCUGGCUCCGAGUCGUGGCUGGCCUGCAGGAAGGUGGAAGCCACCAUCUUCUCCAGGGGCACCAGCGUCUCGGUCUCGUCAUUGGAGAAGUUGGCCUUCCUCUUCCGGCCAGACGCUGGCAUCGCCUGCGAGGCUGCGGCAGAGGUGGAAGGGGCACAAUUGAACCUCGGUCCCCACUCCUCUCUGUCAGCUCCUGGGGGGAACAUGGGGCUGCGGGAGCCCGAGGGAGCCGCGGAGGAGGGAGCCGAACACGCGGCACGGGCGCACCGCAUCGCCUCGCCCGGCUCGAGGGCACCUGGGAGGGGAGAAAAGGAAAGGGCAGCGGUGGCUGGUGGCAGCGCGGGGGGACGGCGAGGGCCCCCCGGCUCUCUCCAGCCAGAGGCACCCGGGAGCCCCCGGGCAGGUGCCACGGACGGGGACGUGGCCGUGCUGCGCGUCAGCACCACGGCGAGGGGCUGCGGGCCUCGGGGCCACAGCACCGACCAAGACCUGAAGGACAGGUCCAGGGGCCUCGGCCACAGUGAGCACCUCAAGGCCAUGGUGAAGACCUCGGCCGAGAAGCGGGCCUUGGCGAGGCUCUUGGCCAUGCUCGUAGAAGGCCUGGAAGAGAUCUGGCGAGGUGGCCUGGCACUCCAGGUACCUCCGCAGCGUGGCCAGGCUCUUCCAGACCUCCCGUUCCGAGGGGCAGGGCGGCACGGCCGCCUGCUCGCCCGCGUCCUCCCCCUCCGUCACGCCCUCGUCCCCGUCCGCCUCCGCCGGGUCCCCGUCGCGCUCCGGCCGCUCCGGGCCGAGCGGGCCGGGGGCCGAGCUGAGGGACACGGCCUCGGCGCCGGCAUCGGGCGUGAAGCCGGCGGCGCGGAAGCAGCCGGCGAUGAGCCCCGGGGGAACGUCGCCCCAGGCUUGCGCCAGCAUGUGCAGCACGUCCAGCAGGCUGGGCCGCCCCGCGCCGCGCUCCGCCGGCAGCCACCGCAGCAGCCGCCGCCCGUAGUGACCCCUGAGGUCGCCGGCGACGCCGCGGUCCAGGGGCUGGGCCAGGGCGGUGGCCGCAGGGACGAAGACCAUCCUGACGUUGGACAGCUGGAGGUAGGGGUGCGCCUCGUGCUUGGCCAGGAGGAGGAGGACGCUCUUGCCCCGCCGCCGCAUGCCCUCGUUGAAGUCCCGCAGCCACUCGGCGAAGAGCGCGGCGGUCAGGCCGGCCGGGCUGCCGGCGCGGUAGCUCCACGGCAUCUGCUCCAGGUUGACGCCCCGCAGGCAGCGCGGCCGGGGGCUGUCCCCCACGGCCCGCAGCGGCAUCUUCUCCGAGCCGCUGGCGUUGGCGCAGAGCAGCAGCGUCAGCCGCUCGCCGGGGCUCUCGCCCUUGCCGAGGGCGCCGGCCGGGAGCGGCACCGCGGUCUCCCCGCAGGCGAAGAUCUCGGCGGGCGCGUAGCUGCGGAGGAGCCCGGGCAGCACCGUGCCGGCCCAGUGCUCCGCCGUGGGCUGCUCCGCGUCCCCUUUCUCCGCCGGCGGCUUCUUGCCGGCGAGGCCGUGGCGAGCUCCCAGCGCAGCAGCGCGGCCUCCAGCGCCGCGUCCUUCCCCUCCCGCUUGCGCUUGCGCUCGGGGUCGCCGUUGCGGUGCCACUCGCUCAGGAUGCGCUCCUUGUUCUUGAUGAUGCGGCAGAUCUGGGGCUGCGACACCCCGAAGCGCUUGGCCAGCUCGCUCUGCGACACCUUGGGGCCCUCCAGCAUCUCCAGCACGCGCACCUUCUCGGUCAGCGACAGCUCCUUCCGCUCCUUCCGCGGCGCAGCCGUCGCUCCCUCCGCCGUGCCCGGGGAGCGGCCGCCCCCCCGGCUCGGCGAGGCCUCUCCCGCAGCGGCCGCAGGCGUAGCCGAGCUCCGUGCCGCGCCCCAGCCGGUGCCGCACCAGGUCCGGCUUCUGCCCGACGCCUCGGCCGCACUCGGCACAAUCCAGCGGCGGCUCCCCGGGCCGGCAGCGCCGGCUCUCGAAGGCGGGGGGUGCGGCGAUGAACCCCCCGUUACCGGCACCGGGGUUCGGCUCCGGCUCGAGGACGCCGCAGUAGCUGCAGCCCCGUUCCCGCAGCGGGACGAGGAAGUCGGCGGGGCCGGCGUGGCGGGACGGGGGCGAGCGGGGCGGCGGGGACACCCCGUCCUCGCUCUUCACCUCCUUCCCCCGCCAGUCCCCUGCGGAGACAGGAGCGCGUUGGGGAGCGGCCGCCUCACCGGGAAUCCCGCGGGACCAAGCGCGCGGCCGGGCGGGAUGCGGGCCGGUGCCCGACUCCCGCUCCUGGUGCCACCCGGCCACGAUCCCGCCCGUCCCCGUGUCGCGCUCACCCUGGGAGGGGCCGGCGGGUGCCGCGUGUGGCCGGGGGCUCUGGUGCCCCCCAGACAAGAGGAGGGACAGCCGGUGAUGCCACUGGCCAUGCCAACGGACAUGCCACCAGAGAUGACAUCGGUCACAACAGGCCAGGGUUGGCUGCCCGUGGUGAUGGGCCACGACCGGCAGUGCGAGGAGCGGUGCCAGGAUGGCCCCGGUGCCUCACCCAGGUCGACGGAAUGCUGGCGGUCCUCCUUCAUGGCACCGGCACCGUCCCGGUCGUCGGGAAACGCGGCGGCAGCUGCUCCCGCGUUCCCCCCUCAGGAGCUGGAGUGCAUGAUGGAGCCCCAGGAGCUGGGCCUGGAGCAGCCGCUGCCCGCCCCCGAGCAGGGCCCCGGCGGCGAGGCCGAGCUGCCGGCCGCAGAGAUCUCCCUGACGCUGGUGACCGAGAUCCAGGCCGUGGACAGGAAGGUGGACACCCAGGCCGCGCAGCUGAUGAACCUGGAGGGCAGGAUGAGGAUGGCGGAGACGAAGCUGAUCGGCUGCGAGAAGACGGCGGUGGAGUUCGGGAACCAGCUGGAGAGCAAGUGGACGGCGCUGGGCACCCUGAUCCAGGAGUACGGGCAGCUGCAGAAGCGGCUGGAGAACAUGGAGAACCUGCUGAAGAACAGGAACUUCUGGAUCCUGCGGCUGCCCCCGGGGGCCAAAGGGGAAGUCCCCAAGGUCCCCGUGGCCUUCAACGACGCCUCGUUCAACUUCUCUGAGGAGGAGUGGAAGAGCCUCAACGAGUGGCAGAAGGAGCUCUACAGGCACAUCAUGAAAGGCAACUACGAGGCCGUCAUCUCCAUGGACGCUGCCAUUUCCAAGCCUGAUCUGCUGACACGGAUUGAGCAGGGAGAGGAUCCCAACGCUGAGGAUCAGGAGGACUCCGAGGGAGGAGAGACCCCCACAGACCCCAGCACUGAGUUUUUUUUCCCUGGGCCUGAUGACAGCUCGUGGGGUAAAUAUGAAGAGACUCUGGCUGAAAGCCACGAAGGCUCUGAGGAAGAGGAGAGCAUGGAGGUCCCUGGUACAUACGAACAGCCGUGCGAGGAGGAAGGCUCCGAGAGCCUGGAGCUUUCCAGGUCGUUGACAGGAAAGUGGGAAGAGGUUUUCUCCAACCCGGAGGAGGAGAUGCAAUCGAGCAGCAAGAGCCAGAGCGGGUCGGCCCGGCCGCAGCGAACGGCGACGGGCAACGGGCUGAGGCGCUCCGUGCGCCGCGGGAGAGACUUGGCCAGGAAGGAUCCCGAGGAGGCGGCGGCCGACAAGGGGCCCUACAUCUGCUGCGAGUGCGGCGAGAGCUUCCUGGACAAGCAGCUCUUCGCCACCCACCAGAAGGCUCACGCCAGCCAGGAGGCCUGCACGUCCCUGGAGCGCGGCGAGAGCUUCCGGCAGAAAUCCAAAGCCAAGGGCCAGGGCCCCUCCCGCUCCAAAGCGUCCAAGCGCCCCGACGGAGAGAAGAGCUCGGGAUUCAAGUACGGCUUCGUCAGGCACCAGGUGAACAACAUGGUGGAGAGGCCCUACACCUGCUCCCAGUGCAAGGAGAGCUUCAGCCUGGAAGUGAGUCUGAUCCUGCACCAGAAGCUGCACACGGGGAAGGGCGACGGGCCGCUGACGUGCACCUACUGCGGGAAGGACUUCCGAGACCUCUCCAAGGCCAUCCGCCACCAGCGCAUCCACACCGGGGAGAGGCCCUACCAGUGCACCGAGUGCGGCAAGAGCUUCAUCCGGCGGGACCACCUGCUCAAGCACUGGCGGGUGCACACCGGGGAGACCCCCUACCAGUGCCCCGUCUGCGGGAAGCACUUCCGCUACAAAGAGUCCCUGAAUUGCCACCAGAAAAUCCACUCCCGCAACCCGCGGCCCGGGGAGGAUUCCCAGCACAACCUGGGCUCGGCGGGCACCCAAACCGACCAUUUCUGCGUGAAAAAAGAGACUAAGCAGUAUCAAACCGGCCCCUCCCGUCCCCUUGCACCGCGCCCCGGUGCCUUCCCCGUUACUCCUCGGUCCCCCCGGUGCCGGCUGGCUCCGCGCUGCCAGCCCAGCUCCUCGGGCAAUCCCGAGUGCCGCCAGUCCCGCAGUGCCGCCAACGCCCCCAGCCCCGGUCCCUAUCCCCCUGGGGGCAUCCCCCGCCCUGACCCCGCGCCCUUGUCUCCUCCGCAGGCGCCGGAGCCGGUGCGGCCGCCGCGCUGCCCCUCGCCCCUCCGGCCGGCCGCCGGGCCCGAGCGCACCUCGGAGCGGGAGACGCAGACGGCUGAGCUGUCCCUGACCGUGGUGGCGGCCGUGCAGGCGGUGGAGCGCAAGGUGGAUUCCCACUCCACCCGCCUGCUGGACCUGGAGGGUCGGACGGGGAUGGCGGAGAAGAAGCUGAUCGACUGCGAGAAGACGGCGGCGGAGCUGGGGAACCAGCUGGAGAGCAAGUGCGCGGCGCUGGGCACCCUCAUCCAGGAGUACGGGCUGCUCCAGCGGCGCCUGGAGAACAUGGAGAACCUGCUGAAGAACAGGAACUUCUGGAUCCUGCGGCUGCCCCCAGGCAGGAAGGGGGAAGUCCCCAAGGUGCCGGUGACCUUUGAUGACGUGUCCGUCUAUUUCAAUGACAAGGAAUGGGAGAAGCUGGAGGAGUGGCAGAAGGAGCUCUACAAGAAUGUGAUGAAGGGGAACUACGAGUCUCUGAUCUCCCUGGACUAUGCAAUUUCCAAACCUGGUGUUUUGUCUCAGAUCGAGCAAGGGGAGGAAUCGCGGGGCAGGAAUGAGCAGGACCUGGAGGAGAGUGAGAUCAUUACUGAUGCCACGGCAGCUGGAAUAAGGGUGGUGAUCAAAACGGAGGAGCUCCUUCCUGAAGACAGCCCCGAGAACCCCGAGCUGCACGGGAUGUCGGGGCAGUCCGAGGGCAGCUUCCAGAGCCCGGACGAGGAGGCGGCCUGCGAGAGCCCCUACGGCUCCGUGUCCCCGCCGAGGGACCUCCCGGGGACCAGCCUGGGGGACUCCUCCGAGUACGGAGCCGACUUCAGCGAGAUCCAGAGGGUCAUCGUUCACCACGGGGGCUGCACAGAGGAUGGGAUCGUGAUCAAGACGGAGGAGGAGGAGGAGGAGGAAGAGGAUGACCCCGACACGCUGGAGCCGUGCGCCAUGUUCUCGGGCCGGAGCGAGGCGCCGGCGUUCCCCGGCCACGAGGCCGGGCUGGGCUGCGAGGCGCAGUGCAGCUCCAAGGCGCAGCCCCGCAGCCUGGCCCGCGUCAGGAAGCCGUCGGCCUGCGAGAGGGACUCCGGGGACGUGAAGCCGGCCGGCGGCCAGCAGCGGAACCGGACGCGGGAGAGACCCUACAUCUGCCCCGAGUGCGGCAAGAGCUUCAUGCUCAAGAUCAACUUCAUGAUCCACCAGCGCAACCACCUCAAGGAAGGGCCCUACGAGUGCCACGAGUGCGACCUCAGCUUCCGCAACAAGCAGCAGUUCCUGCUGCACCAGCGCAGCCACACGCGCCGCGGCGUGGGGGUCCCGCGGCGCCCCGAGCACGGCCUCAAGCCCCCGGCGCGGCCCCCGCCCCCGGGGAAGCCCUACAAGUGCUCCGAGUGCGAGAGCAGCUUCAGCCACAAGUCGAGCCUCAGCAAACACCAGAUCACCCACGUCGGGGAGCGGCCCUUCACCUGCGGCGAGUGCCGGAGGAGCUUCCGCCUGCAGAUCAGCCUGCUCAUGCACCAGAGGAUCCACGCCGGCAAGAACGAGAUGGCCUUCCUGUGCCCCCAGUGCGGCAAGAACUUCACCCGGCCCUCCCACCUGCUGCGGCACCAGCGGACUCACACCGGCGAGCGGCCCUACCAGUGCAGCCAGUGCGAGAAGACCUUCAGCGAGAAGUCCAAGCUCACCAACCAUUACCGCAUCCACACGCGGGAGCGCCCGCACGCCUGCGCCGUCUGCGGGAAGGGCUUCAUCCGCAAGCACCACCUCCUGGAGCACCAGCGCAUCCACACGGGCGAGCGGCCCUACCACUGCACCGAGUGCGGCAAGAACUUCACGCAGAAGCAUCACCUCCUGGAGCACCAGCGGGCGCACACCGGCGAGCGGCCCUACCCCUGCACCGAGUGCACCAAGUGCUUCCGCUACAAGCAGUCGCUCAAGUACCACCUGAGGACGCACAUGGGAGAGUGAGGGGCUGCCGAGGCUUCCUCUCCCUCCCUCCCUCCAUCCCUCCCUUCCUCCUCCUCGUCCUUCUCCUCCACUGAUCUCUCCCUCCCUCCCUCCCUCCGUCCGUCUCCCCCCACCCCGGCUCAGGGCAUGGACAUCAAGGAAGCUUUGUGUGGUAGCGCCGCUGGUCUGGUGGAGACUCGGCUGAUUGGAAAUAAAUUAAUGAAUUAAAGCAAGCAACGCGCGGCAAAAUUAAAAGAUUAUAUAUAUAAAAAAAUUAACAGAAGCAGCUGAUUUAGGGGGAAUCAUCACCAACGAGCAAACAAACCACCAACAAAAGAAACCUGUACACAGGGGUGUUUUGCCAGAGUAGGACUCGUAACUGCUUUUUAAAUCUACUGUUUGUUUUUUUUUAAUAAAUGUGGAGGAACUUUUUAUUUGA